CCUUCUGUAGCUGCAGAAGCAGCCUUCUCAAGAUAACCAUUGACCUUUGAAGUAGAUGCUGAUGCUUCUUUGGGAGUUUUGUGUCUUCUGAUAACGCGGUAGCCUUCCUGGCAAAUUUGUAUUGUGACCUGUGGAAGUGACGGUGAUGUGAGGAUUUGGGAAGACUUGGAUGAUGACGAUCCCAAGUCCAUUAAUGUUGGGGAAAAGGCAUAUUCCUGUGCUUUGAAGGGCCUUUUUGGAAAGAUUUGGAGAGUUAUGUGGCAUUAUCUCCAUUUUAUACUUCAGAAAACCAAAGCUCAGAGACCGAAUUACUGGGCUGAGGGCUGUGGGGGCCAUCGUCUCAGGGAACAUCUAGCUUACUUGGCGUAACAUAGUUUAUAAAGAGAAUUUUCUACAUUCUACUUUGAAUGGAAAAUUGGUCACUGCUGUAUCUAACAAUACUAUUCAAGUCCACACGUUUCCUGAAGGAGUUCCAGAUGGUAUAUUGACUCGCUUUACCACAAAUGCAAACCAUGUGGUCUUUAAUGGGAAUGGUACUAAAAUUGCUGCUGGAUCCAGUGAUUUCAUAGUCAAAGUUGUAGAGGUGAUGGAUAGCAGCCAACAGAAAACAUUUCGAGGACAUGAUGCCCCUGUUUUAAGUCUUUCCUUUGAUCCUAAGGACGUCUUUCUGGCAUCAGCUAGUUGUGAUGGAUCUGUCAGAGUGUGGCAAAUUUCAGACCAGACAUGUGCUAUUAGUUGGCCACUGCUACAAAAAUGCAAUGAUGUGAUAAAUGCAAAAUCAAUCUGCAGACUUGCUUGGCAGCCAAAAAGUGGUAAGUUACUGGCAGUUCCUGUGGAAAAAUCUGUUAAGCUGUAUAGAAGAGAAACUUGGAGUAAUCAGUUUGACCUUUCAGAUAAUUUCAUCUCUCAGACCCUCAAUAUAGUAACGUGGUCUCCUUGUGGGCAGUAUUUAGCUGCAGGGAGUAUUAAUGGCUUGAUUAUAGUUUGGAAUGUGGAAACCAAAGAUUGCCUGGAAAGGGUGAAACACGAGAAAGGUUAUGCAAUUUGUGGCCUGGCCUGGCAUCCUACUUGUGGCCAAAUAGCUUAUACUGAUGCGGAAGGAAACCUAGGACUCCUGGAGAAUGUUUGUGACCCCAGUGGAAAGAAGUCAAGCAGUAAGGUAUCUAGCAGAGUAGAAAAGGAUUACAAUGACCUUUUUGAUGGAGAUGAUGCAAGCAAUGCUGAUGAUAUCCUAAAUGAUAAUGCAGCCAAGACCCCCUCUUUUUCAAAAGGAAUUAUAAAUGAUGGUGAGGAUGACGAUGACCUCAUGCCGGCUUCAAGUCGUCCUAGACAGAGAAGUCACAUCCUAGAAGAUGAUGAAAACUCAGUUGAUAUUACACUGCUAAAAAGUGGUUCUAGUCUUCUCAAAGAAGAGGAAGAUGAUGAUCAGGCAGACAACAUUCACAGUCUACCACUUGUAUCAUCCCAAAGGCCAUUUUAUGAUGGGCCUAUGCCAACUCCCCGACAAAAACCAUUCCAGUCAGGCUCUACACCCUUGCAUCUCACUCACAGGUUCAUGGUAUGGAACUCUAUUGGAAUCAUUCGCUGCUAUAAUGAUGAGCAAGACAAUGCCAUAGAUGUGGAGUUCCACGAUACUUCCAUACACCAUGCAACACACUUAUCAAACACUUUGAAUUAUACAGUAGCAGAUCUUUCCCAUGAAGCUAUUUUGUUGGCAUGUGAAAGCACUGAUGAACUAACAAGCAAGCUUCACUGCCUGCAUUUUAGUUCUUGGGAUUCAAGCAAAGAGUGGAUAGUAGAUAUGCCUCAAAACGAGGAUAUCGAAGCCAUAUGUCUUGGUCAGGGCUGGGCUGCUGCUGCCACUGGGGCCUUGCUCCUCCGACUGUUUACUAUUGGAGGUGUUCAGAAAGAGGUCUUCAGCCUUCCUGGGCCCGUGGUGUCGAUGGCAGGACAUGGAGAACAGCUUUUCAUUGUUUACCACAGAGGCACAGGAUUUGAUGGGGAUCAGUGCCUUGGAGUUCAACUGCUAGAGCUGGGGAGAAAGAAAAAACAAAUUCUGCGUGGUGACCCUCUUCCUCUUACAAGGAAAUCCUACCUUACAUGGGUUGGAUUUUCAGCUGAAGGUACUCCCUGUUAUGUGGAUUCAGAGGGCAUUGUUCGAAUGCUUAACAGGGGACUUGGUAAUACAUGGACUCCUGUGUGUGACACAAGAGAACACUGCAAGGGAAAGUCUGACCACUACUGGGUGGUUGGUGUCCAUGAGAACCCCCAGCAGCUGAGGUGCAUUCCUUGUAAGGGUUCUCGGUUUCCUCCCACGCUUCCAAGACCUGCCGUAGCCAUAUUAGCCUUUAAGCUUCCUUACUGUCAGACUGCAACAGAGAAAGGACAAAUGGAGGAACAGUUUUGGCGCUCCGUUAUAUUUCACAACUACCUUGAUUAUUUAGCUAAAAAUGGUUACGAAUAUGAAGAGAGCACUAAAAAUCAAGCAAUAAGAGAACAACAGGAACUUUUAAUGAAAAUGCUUGCGCUUUCUUGUAAACUGGAGCGGGAAUUUCGAUGUGUAGAACUUGCUGAUCUGAUGACUCAGAAUGCUGUGAAUUUAGCCAUUAAAUAUGCUUCUCGUUCUCGGAAGUUAAUAUUGGCCCAAAGACUUAGUGAACUAGCUAUGGAGAAGGCAGCAGAAUUGGCAGCGACCCAGGAGGAAGAGGAGGAAGAGCAAGAAGAGGAUUUCAGAAAAAAGCUGAAUGCUGGUUACUAUAAUACUCCUUCAGAGUGGAGCCAACCAAGGCUUAGAAAUCAAGUUGAAGAAGAAGCAGAGGACAGCGGAGAAGCUGAUGAAGUAGAAGAAAAACCAGAAAUACAUAAGCAUAGUGAGAUACAUUUUCAAGGACAAAACCCAUUUUCCAAAAGUGCAAAUUCUUCUGAUGUGUCAACUAUCAAGUCAGGUGCAGUUAUCUCUAGCAACCAAGGACGAGCAAAUCCCUUCAAGGUAUCAGCCAAUUCCAAAGAGCCAGCCAUUUCGGUGAAUACAGGACGUUCAACUAAUAUUUUAGAUAAUAUGAAUAAAUUACCGAAGAAAUCCACUGCACUUAAUCGCGCUGCAAGUAAUGACAAGUCUCCAGUUAUAAAGCCUCUAAUUCCAAAGCCAAAGUCUAAGCAGACAUCUGCAGCAUCCUAUUUCCAAAAAAGAACUUCCCAAGCUGAUAAGACUGAUGAAGUCAAAGAAGAAAAUCCUAAAAAUUUAUCAUCUGAAACCCCAGCUUUAUCCCCUCAAAACACUGAGAACCAGAGGCCAAAAACUGGAUUCCAGAUGUGGCUGGAAGAAAAUAGAAGUAAUAUUUUGUCUGACAAUCCUGACUUUUCAGAUGAAGCAGACAUAAUAAAAGAAGGAAUGCUUCGAUUUAGAGCAUUGUCUGCUGAAGAAAGGAAGGCGUGGACUGACAAGGCCAAAGGAGGAGCUGCAAGUGAUGGAGCUGAAGCAAAAAAGCGAAAACGCCCAGUCGAUGAAAAUAAUGAAACAGAAAGAACAGAAAGCCAGAAAGAAAAAGCCAAGGAGAAUCAGAAUUUGCCUAAAAAGCGAAAACCUUUAGAUCUUUCUACAAAUCAGAAGCUGUCUGCUUUUGCUUUUAAGCAGGAAUAAAGGAAAAAGGUGACCUUAGGAAAGUAAGGGGUUUUUUACUCAUCUUUGAUGAAUCUGAAUUUUUUUUUUUUUCCAGGAAACUCAUUAUAUAUAUUUUAAGAGACUUUAAAGAUAAUUGUCUUUAUAAGAUAAUGUAGUAAUUAUAUUUGAGUAGGUGACAGGGUAAAAUCUAUCCUUUGCAGAUUACUCUGUCCCUAAGUGGGCGGCUAUUUGGAAACAUUGUGAUUGUGGUCACUGACUGAAGGUCACUGGCAUGUCCCCAUUGAAGCCAGUUUGAUUUUGAUUUUGUUUCUUAACUUUCAAAUCAUCAAAACCAAGGUCUUAAAACCUCUAUGCAUUGAAGUACCUUCUAGGUACUGGAAAGUACCCCAGUAGUCUUCUUCCUAAGUGUGUUACUAUAGACUGUUCUCUGUCUGUACUAAACCCAUCGGACCAUAUUUCUAUUAUGGGUCCUAAGCAUGUAGAUAAUUUUGUAGGUGAGACUCUUUCUUUUGUAUGUUUUGGAAAUUGCAUCAAAUAUGGUUUCCAGUUAUCUGUUUGUAUAGCCUGAUUUUUAAAAUAAAACUUUAACAUUUACCUACUUGGCUUGUUAUGGUCUUAACAUUGUUAUUUCCAUACCUGACAUGUUUCUAGAAAGUAAAUUUUAUAAUUACUGCCAUAAUUUUCCCCACUAACCCCGCCCUCAUCCUGCUCUGCAGUACGCACACAGAAGAGUAGAGAAGGAAUGGCGAUACGCUUUGACAGUUAUCGCAGCCCAGGGCAUGAUGUGCUCCUGGUAGGAUUCUCUGGUUAUCAGCAUCAGCAGUCCUUGUCUCAGCACGUCUUUGAAGACUCGAUAAGAGAAUAGUUAAAGAGUUAAGGAAAGUGUUUAACUCUUUUUUUAAUUUUGAACAAACAAGGUUUAAUUAAUUAUUUCGUACGUUUGCAGUUAUUAUUCCAAGCAGAGACUGAUAAAAAUGCAGUCUUUUAAGGGCAAAGUACUAGGAAGAAAAUAAAAUUAAGUCAGAUGGCUUAAAAUUGAGGACAUUUUAUAGGCUGAAAAGAACAAAAUAUGUUGGAAAUUUAGAUGUGUAGAAGACAAAGGACAGUCAUCCUGAGAUGAUUAAGGGUAGGAAGGAGUACAUUUCUGAGAUUUUAAUUAGUAACUAAUACUGAGAGGUCUUGUAGUACAGUGCUUAGGAGCACAGAUUCCAAAGCCAGACUUUCCAGGUUUGUAUAUCAGCUCUACUACUUAACCGGUUGGAGCCCUGGUGAUGCAGUGGUUUAAGACCUCAGCUGCUAACUAAAAGGUUGGCAGUUCAAAUCUACCAACUGUUCCAUGGAAACUCUGUGGGGUGGUUCUACUCUGUCCUAUAGGGUUGCUAUGAGUCAGAAUCGACUCAGUGGCAACGGGUUUGGUUUGGUUUGAUUUACCUACCAGUUGAUUGAGUUUGAACAAAUUUCAGCCUUCAUCCACUCAUCUAUAAAAUGGGCAUAAUAAUAGUACUUACUUCAUAGGGUCGUUAAUGAGAAUUAAAUGAGAUAAAAGAACCUGGCACAUAAUAACGUUUUAUAUAUGUGUUAGCUAUUAUUGUUAUUGUUUUAUGCUACGGGCGGUUUCAUCUUGCU
This is a messenger RNA of Loxodonta africana (African savanna elephant), 5248 nucleotides long. It is a transcript of the gene WDHD1, whose product is annotated as WD repeat and HMG-box DNA binding protein 1. The transcript is spliced from 26 exons. Lineage: Eukaryota; Metazoa; Chordata; Mammalia; Proboscidea; Elephantidae. Gene Ontology annotation, molecular function: chromatin binding; protein binding. The coding region runs from base 587 to 3640 and encodes 1017 amino acids. Gene Ontology annotation, cellular component: nuclear replication fork. Gene Ontology annotation, biological process: mitotic cell cycle; DNA-templated DNA replication; DNA repair. The record is from RefSeq and is a predicted model, not a curated record.